Molecule: messenger RNA, 2461 nt
Organism: Mytilus californianus (California mussel)
Lineage: Eukaryota; Metazoa; Mollusca; Bivalvia; Mytilida; Mytilidae
Exons: 6
Coding region: 833-2404 (523 amino acids)
Source: RefSeq, a predicted model, not a curated record
UGAAGAUUUUAUCAGAUAUGACAGAGUAACUUUCUACAUCUAAACAUCUCGCUACCGAAAUCUAAACAGUUAAUGAAAUCAACAUUGAAAUAUCACAUGUGACGGGAUAUACUAAAUUAAAUUGUCAGCGAAAAAAGAUAGCAUCGACAAAGCUAGAUUUUACUUUGUUCCUGACCUCGAGGAUACAUAUCACAGUGAACUAAAGCAGUAUUUGAAUAUUUAUAUUUACUUUGUUCUUUUAUCUUAGAGAAGAAACAAUGUGUUAGGAUGAUAUGAAGUGAGAAUUAAAACGAAUUUUUGUGAACCGUGGACUUAACUAAGCAAUUACACUGAAGGACACCUUCCAUAAAUUACAGAACUGUUCAAACAAAAAUAUCUGUAUAAAUAUCAAAUGUCGAUUUCAUUGUAGCAUUUCUUCUGUUUAACUCGUUAUCGCUCAUUUGCACAAACGUUUAUUUAGGAAUUAACUAAUUAGCACGUGAGAUUCUUGUCAGGAAUUAGAAUAUAAGCUGUUAUGUGAAACUGUUUUUAAAUUCUACAGGUGCGUUUUUUGUUUAUAUUGUACUUAUUGGCCGGUGUAACAUGUCAUAUGGACGGAUUAGCGUACAUUUUAUAUAAUGAUGUUACGGUUUGUGUAUGUUAAGGAUAUAUAGGCGGGAUUUAUAUUCAAAGUGUCAAUUAUUUUUGUAUAGAUCGCGGAGUAAUAGACCGUGCUUAAUCGAUAAGACGACAACAGGAAACCCCACAAAUACCUCACGUUACCAGUUUCGCUUUAACCACGAGAUUUCACCUAUCAUUGUUUUUAAGUGGAUAUUUUUCAUAACAAGUCGGGAUGACAGUCCCAGGCUGUCCAAAGCAUAAAGGAGGUUUAACGUGUUCAUCGGACGUCCAAGUGCAAUGUGGUUCCUUGUUCCCUGGUCACCACCAGGACUGUCCAGUCGCAGAUGCACGCGGUGGUUGGUUACAGUGUUUAGAUUUAACAGAAACACUACCCGGUAGUGUGCCAUGCCAGGAACGGGAUUACGGCAUCCAUAGGGACAAUGUGUGGGUACAAAAUGGUUGCCAGGGAAACUUUUAUACGUGCUAUAUUCCAGUCUCUCCGCCUGGACCUAUUAACGAAAGGACAUUAGAAUGUAGUACUAAAGAUAGAUCAUACACACAAUGUAAAAUUGAUGGUGCUUAUCUAGUGGAUAAAGUUAAUAUGAAAAUUCAGUUUCAAAAGAACAAAACGUGUACGGAAGGAAUUAAUUACGGAAUAGUGGCCGAUAGUAUUUUUGUUAAAGAUGGAUGUAGUGGGAUAUUUAAUGUAGAAUUUUUCCCAGAUUCUGUCGCACCACCGCCUGUACAAAGACCAUCAACAACGUCGACGACAAGUACAACACAAAAACCAUCAACGACAACCACAACUUUACGAACGACAACUCCACACAAGUCUCCGUCAAUCUCUUCUACAACGAUCAAAAGUACAACUAAUCAUACAUCCAUAAUAAAUCCACCAACAUCGUCUGACUCAAGCGGAAGUAUCAUUGUUCUGACAGCAGCCGCAGUAUUAGGAGUCUUUCUUGUCAUUUUAAUUGCUACUCUUGCCAUUUUGUGGUUUAGCAGACGAUAUCGUUGCACGAAACGAUAUUUAGAGAGAAAAUCCGAUGGCACAGGAAGUAUCGAGGGUCCUUCGGUAGGUAAACUACUACCGCUCAAGUUUAACAAGGGAAACAUUUAUGAAGAGAUCUCAACUCACGAAGAGGUACCAAGUGCGCCUCCAGUUUAUGAACGACAGCCAUUCAUUGGACAUGAAUUUACUGGACAUGAGUGUUCACUCGAGCCGAACAACAAUCCGAAAAAUCCGCUAGGUGAAAACUAUUUUAUACUUGAUCCGAACUAUAGAGACUGCCGUACAUUACCGUUACAAUCUAGGAAUAUGAAUCAUCCUGUGAACUUUGAACCGGAUUUAUUUCAUUCAAUUCCAUCAGACGAUCGUCCUUGUCAAAUCCAUCAUCCGGUGGCGCGAAUGGGAUCGUUUGGUAACCAUAGUGGCCAUGGACACGAGCCUGUGAUACGAAUGGGUACAUUUAAUCCCAAGAUUCAUCAGUACCCUCUAACACUGGGUCCCUGUAUGGACCCACAUAUGAUGCAUAAUAAACAGAAUACACUUCCAGUAUUAAAUGGGAAAUCCAUGAGAAUUUCCGAUAGUGAUGUAGAUGAAGAUGGAUACCAGAAAAUCGGAACAUUUGGUCCACAACAGAAACAUUUCCAGAAUAUACCAACAAGCUUUCAAAAUGCUCCUCCUCAUUUCACAAACGUUCCACCAAGUUUUGCCAAUGUUUCACAUUUCCAGCCUGUAUUAUCAGAACAAUGUCAGAAUACUGACUCUAAUCCUUUAAUUUUUGAUACAUCGUCCUGUUGAUUUUAUGAAAUUGUUGUUGCUGAUAUUUAUUUAUAUGAAUGACUUUUAAAAGGAAAA